AUGUCUAACAACGUAUACGCUAAACUUCGCAACUUCUUGUUAAAUGCCGAAGAAGAAACGAUUACCGCAGGAUCUGUCAUUUACCAAGUGGUAGGGGAGGACCCUUGGAUUUCUAAAGAUGAAUUAAAAAGCAUUAUAGAAUUUGCGGUAGAUCUUGUAGGAGAUCAAAUUGACCAGGGUUCUAAACGAUAUGAGUCACUUCACAAGGUUCUUUCAGAG
This is a messenger RNA of Racocetra fulgida, 219 nucleotides long. NCBI's taxonomy places the organism in Eukaryota, Fungi, Glomeromycota, Glomeromycetes, Diversisporales, Gigasporaceae. The record is from the annotation of a GenBank genome assembly.